AUGGCGGCUAGAAUCGUCGGCAAGCUGUGACACCUCCAAAAUUUAACUAUUUACAAAAUUUUCUGAGCAACUGUCAGAUAUAAUGAAUUGUAGAUAACGUAGUGUGUGCAGUCUUUUAUAUUUAAUGAUACGAAAAAAACAUUCGCUUGUUCAAAGUUGUAAUUUUAUUGUAAUCGAUAAAUUUUAGCAGUGUUGUCAGGGAAGCUGUUUUUUGAGUUAGUAAAAUUUUAGCUCUCUGGUGAAAAUGAAGGGAAUUUCGGGCCUUGUUCCUGCCAGAUUUCUGACGAUCGUCGCACAUUUGAUUAUUGUGAUUGUUUUGUUUUGGUCCAGGGAUGAAAACAUCAAGAUGUGUUUGCCAGAAACAUAUACAAAUGAUGAGUAUCUAGCAAAAGACAAGCAAUUGUUAAUAGGUCUUGGUGUUUCACUCGGUCUGUUCGUUAUUGAGUUUCUCGGAUUCCUCGCUGGUAUCUCCAUGUUUAUGCCGUUCCAGAGUUUAUUGUCAACGUGUGUUCACAGUGGAGCUGCUGUCGCACUGUCCUACUUCCUGUUCGAUGCCUGGCCGUGCGACUGGUACUGGUAUGUGUUCGGUUUCUGCAGCGCGUUCCCAGCUUUGACAGAGAUCGUCACUUUAUUCAUGGUGCUCAGGUUCAGGAGUGGAUUUUAAACACAGAAGAAACUGUUACUGGUAGAACAUGUUCAGCAGAAGAGACAUUUGUAUGCAUUAAUGCAAAUUUUUUGUGAUUUUGAACACAGAAAAGUCUGUUACUGGUAGAACAUGGUCAGCAGAAGAGACGUGUAUGCAUUAAUGCAAAUCUUAGUGAUUUUAAACACAGAAGACAAACAUUACAAGUGCAUUUUAACGCAGAUUUCCCAGAUGUUUCAACACAUAUGACUUAAAUGCAGAUGUGCUGCUUCAGGGAUGGAUACAGGACAAAUAGUAUACUGUAGACCUUCUAAUAAAUCAGUACAAUAAUGGGGCUUGGUGUGUGGUGCAGUUCAAAGACUAUGACUAGCUAAACAGCCAUGCCAGAUAUGAAAGUCAUCCAUUAAACAAUUACAGAGUUAAAGGCAAUUAGAGAAAUUUUAACCACACAUUAACCCAAUUUGACAUUUUUAAAACUAAAUAAAAUUCAGAAAAUUUGUCACAAAAUAUUCCCAACAUAUACUCUGAGAUAAAAGUUUAAUCAUCGGGAGAGUGUUUCCAGGUUUUCUGGUGUUCAUCAAAAAUGUUCCAGAGUAUUCUCUGUGCAAAGUUUACAAUAUGGUUUCGACUAGUACAUUCUGAAGGGGGAAUGGCAUUUUAGACUAUUGUGUAACCGUAAUUUCUGUAUCAGACCACCAACAGUACAGUUUCAUUUCUAGUUCUUGUUUUUCAUAAUCCACUUUCAUAUCUGAUUACUAGAAUGGCAUCUAUAAACACAAAGAUCGAAACAGAAAUGGAAAUGUGGUCAUAUAUGAACUUUGACCAAAUGUAGAUAUAGUUGGAUGGUCAGACAGAAAUCAUUCUAUUGACUUGCAUUAUCCAUUGCAUGUGAUUCAAAAAUUAAAUUUAAUGUUUUCAUGGUGCAAAUAAAAUGGAAUUUAAUUAUUUCUUGAUGUCAGGCAGAUAAAUAUUACACUGUUGUGUUACUGAAUUAAUAUGUUAAUUUAGACUGGUGUUGUUAACAAAACAAACUUUUAACUUUUUAGACUGUUGACAAUGUCAUUUAAAUUAGAUAGUAACGUGUUAUCGGGUCACAAAAUAAAAGUUGAUAAUCCCCUAUUACUCCCCCCACCCCCUUGUGAUCAGUUUUGGAACAGCCCUAACUACAUGUGUACAUGCCACUUGUUCGUCAAGUUAUGAAGUACACAUUUUGGUUGUUUUUGUUCUUUCUCCCUUCCCCAACCCCCAUUGUUGUGUUGCGAUGUCAUUAAACAGUCGUUCAUUCUUCAUUUUAUUGAUUCGACAUUGAAUUUUACAACCCAUUACGCUUCCUCUGUAUUACAAUGUAAGCAGUUUUAGGUCACAUUACGUCAAUUGUGAACAUCAGUGAUACCGAUAUAUAAACUUGUAUAUUUAUAUAUUUUUAUACAUUUAAUUGCAUAAUAUAUGAUUAUGUAUCAGUUGUCUACAAUAUGGUUGUAAAGUUAGUGAAUGUAGUAUAUGUUUGUGUGUUUAUGGUUAGUGAUGCUAGUAGCUUAGAACAUUACCAAGUGAUGUUCCAGUGCCUUUCACUGAGGUGGUUUUCAAUGUUAGGUAAUAAAAAUAAAUAGUCUCAUGAAUUAUUGUGAUAUUCAGGGAAUUUUACUACAUAGAAAAAGUGAAAAACCCAAGAUAAAAUAGAGCAUGACUGAGAACUGGUACUGUGUACACUUACCGGUUUUAUCAUGAAAAAGUCAAAUUCAGUGCAAGUGUUAACAUCUUGUCUUUAUAAAAUAUAAACAUUUCUGUUUGGUCUCAAAUAAUUUGAAAUAUUGUCUUAAAAAAAAAGACAGUAUUUCAAAUUUAAAGUCAACAUUUUAAUUUCAUUUUAUCCAAGGAAGAAAAAAGCAUAAAUUCAAUUUUUUGGAGUCUUUGGCAUAAAGUGGAUUGUUUUAUUAAUUGUGGUAUUCAGUAAUUAGUGCCUUGCACAAAGUGUCCAGUGAUAUCUUUUGUACCGAUAGUUGAAUGAACAUUUCAUAUUUGUACAUAAUCAUGCAAUAUAGAAUAAAAUCUUUUUAUUACUAGUA
Molecule: messenger RNA, 2709 nt
Organism: Gigantopelta aegis
Lineage: Eukaryota; Metazoa; Mollusca; Gastropoda; Neomphalida; Peltospiridae
Product: transmembrane protein 107-like
Exons: 4
Coding region: 245-664 (139 amino acids)
Biological process (GO): protein localization to ciliary transition zone; non-motile cilium assembly
Cellular component (GO): MKS complex
Source: RefSeq, a predicted model, not a curated record